CUUCUCUAUCUCUUCCAUCUCUAAUAUAUUGCAUCCUUUAGCAGAUUGAGGCAUCUAACACCACUGACAGUUACAUGUAGCUUUCCCAGUUUCUUGGUUUGCACAUGAAUUUUAAAAAGAAACACUUUGUAAGCUCCUGUAGUCUGUUUUAUUUUGACGUCUCAUAUGACUAGGACUUCAGCCAAAUUACCUUUUAGGUCGCCAGGAGGGGCUGGAGCCAAUCCCAGCUACCACUGGAUGGCACUUCUGAUUCUCCUGGUAAUGCUGACAGCAUGUGCUGCAGUGCCUCAAGAUCUCUCUGGCAAAAUGUUCAUCUUUCCACAAGAAACUGACACAGCUAAUGUGAGACUGAAUACGUCCAUGCAGAGCUUCACAGCUGUGACGGCCUGUUUCAGGUCUAUUACAGACCUCAGCAGGAACCACAACCUUUUCUCUCUCUCCACACCCUCUUUCCACAAUGGCUUCCUGGUAUUCAAAGAAGCAGGAAAUAAUGUGAUUGACAUCUAUGUCAGAAACAACAGAGUAACAUUUACAGACCAGGAUUACAUGCUGAAUACGUGGCAGUCUAUUUGCACCACUUGGGAUUCUGAAUCUGAACUGGUGCAGCUGUGGCUUAACGGAAAGCCCUCAAUAAAGAAAUUCAUUGGUGGAUCAGUCAUCACUGAUCCAAUUGUUAUCGUAGGACAGGAGCAGGAUUCCCAUGGCGGGGGAUUUGACAUCAAUCAGUCUUUUGUUGGGAUGAUGUCUGAUGUCCACAUGUGGAACUACGUCCUUUCCCCUUGUGAGAUCCAACGUUUCAUAGAAGAUCUGAACUUCACUCCUGGGAAUGUGAUAAACUGGAGGGCGCUAGAGUUCGAGGCCACAGGCAGAGUGCUAGUAGAAAAUAAGAUCACUUGUGAAUAAAGUUACACUAUAAAUAAAUAAAGUCAUUAAGAAGAAGCUUGAAAAUAUCUGCAGCUGGUCUUUGGUUAGGGUAAUGUCUUUAAUCAGUUUCAUUUUCAUGAAAAAAACAAUCUUAUGUUUUUUUUUUAAUUGAUUAUUCUGAUUAAGCAUGUUAGUGAAUUGCUUUGUAGGUGUAUAAUGGUUCGGGGUUUCUCUUUAACACCAGCUCCUGUCAUCAAUAAUCUAAAUAGUUUCCUCAGUAUAAAUACUCUUCCCUGUGUUUUCUGCCAGAU
Messenger RNA from Oreochromis niloticus (Nile tilapia), 1175 nucleotides. Its product is annotated as serum amyloid P-component-like. Bases 166 to 903 code for a protein of 245 amino acids. The transcript is spliced from 6 exons. The record is from RefSeq and is a predicted model, not a curated record. NCBI's taxonomy places the organism in Eukaryota, Metazoa, Chordata, Actinopteri, Cichliformes, Cichlidae.